GAGAAGGCGUCUGCUUACAUAAAAAUUAAUUUCCAUCGUAAGCACCGUUCUAUAAGUAAUUAAUAGCUUUAGAAAAGAAGAGGAUUUGAUUUUUUUUAUUUAAAAUGAGAAUUUUUCUUUUGUUAUUAAGUUGUGCUUUUAGUUUUAAUAGAAUUGAAGCUACGCCAAUGAACGAAGCUCAACUUCAGAAUGCUGCAAAACUAAUUAGAAAUGUUUGUCAACCUAAACUUAAAAUAUCCGACAAACUGAUAGAAAAUAUACACAAUGGCGAUUUUGCUGAGAAUGAAAAAGUGAUGUGUUAUCUCGAGUGCGUUUUACGUAUGGGACAGUUGGUAAGUUAUAACAGAAAGCAGUCUUAUUAA
Messenger RNA from Agrilus planipennis (emerald ash borer), 362 nucleotides. It is a transcript of the gene Obp19a, whose product is annotated as general odorant-binding protein 19a. Lineage: Eukaryota; Metazoa; Arthropoda; Insecta; Coleoptera; Buprestidae. The transcript is spliced from 4 exons. The record is from RefSeq and is a predicted model, not a curated record. Gene Ontology annotation, molecular function: odorant binding. Bases 105 to 362 code for a protein of 85 amino acids.